Messenger RNA from Venustampulla echinocandica, 789 nucleotides. RefSeq lists its product as uncharacterized. The coding region runs from base 1 to 789 and encodes 262 amino acids. Lineage: Eukaryota; Fungi; Ascomycota; Leotiomycetes; Helotiales; Pleuroascaceae. The transcript has a single exon. The record is from RefSeq and is a predicted model, not a curated record. Gene Ontology annotation, molecular function: hydrolase activity.
AUGUCUACUAUCAAGUUCCAACUCAUAUCCGACCUCCACCUCGAGACUCCAAAAGCGAGUCCAACAUACGAGGAUUUCGAAAUUCAGCCACAAUGCAAAUAUCUAGCCCUUCUUGGCGAUAUUGGGAAUAUAGAGGACCCACGGCUCUUCACAUUUCUCGAAGACCAAUUGAGACAAUUCGAAAUCGUCUUCUAUCUGCUAGGCAACCAUGAACCAUUCCGCAUGACCAUGCCUCAAACCAAAACGGUAGUUCGUGACUUUCAACAGCGAGCUGAUAAACUCCAUUUCGCCCCAGGAUCACUCCCCGGUCGAUUUGUGUUCCUAGACCAGACGAGAUUUGAUCUUACAGAUUCGACAACUGCCCUAGGCUGUACCCUUUUCUCUGAGAUCUCUAGUGAGCAGCGACAAUCCGUAUCCAUCUUUUGCGCCGAUUUCUUAGAGAUAGAAGACUGGAUCAUCGAUUUUCAUAAUGCAGCUCAUCAAUCUGAUCUCUCUUGGCUCAACUCCCAAGUCGAGGAAAUAUCACGAACCGAGCCGCAUCGAAAGAUCGUAGUCUUCACUCAUCACAGUCCAACGAUGCUUGAAGCGGCGAAUAACCCGAGACAUCUAGAAGAUGCUAAAGAAGUGCGGUCGGCAUUUGUCACUAACCUGUCGAAUCAGGCUUGCUGGAAAAGUGAGAAUUGUGAUUUCGUAGAUCCGAAAAUGAAGCGGAGGAUUGUGACGAAUCAGAAGGGGUAUCGGAGAAGUGAAUUGGAUACUUUUGACGUACUGAAAGUUGUGACAGUCUAG